AUGGCGAAGAAACUACACGACUUGAGAUUAAAAGACUGAAUUAUACCCAUUAUGAAAACAUAUGUUGUUGCUUUAAAUUGUUUGCUGCUGUGCUAAGCAGUUUUCUGUAGUGUCCAUGCUUUUAACCCAAGAUACAUUACAACAGGGUUGAAUCCCACCAGAUUUCGAAUAGGUGACCAAGAGUUUGAUUCUUUGCCAUCUUUACUGGAAUUCUACAAAAUACACUAUUUGGACACUACAACUUUGAUAGAACCAGUUUCCCGGUCCAGGCAGAAUAGUGGCGUUAUCCUCAGGCAGGAAGAAGCUGAGUAUGUGCGAGCUCUCUUUGACUUUAAUGGAAAUGAUGAAGAAGAUCUUCCAUUUAAGAAAGGAGACAUACUAAGAAUCCGGGAUAAACCUGAAGAGCAAUGGUGGAAUGCAGAAGACAGCGAAGGAAAGAGGGGAAUGAUACCUGUUCCUUACGUCGAGAAGUAUAGACCUUCCUCUGCUUCAGUUUCUACUCUGAUUGGAGGUAACCAGGAUAGUUCCCACCCACAGCCACUGCGUGGGCCGGAGCCAGGGCCCUAUGCCCAGCCCAGCAUCAACACUCCGCUCCCUAACCUUCAGAAUGGCCCUAUUUAUGCCCGGGUUAUCCAGAAGCGAGUCCCUAAUGCCUACGACAAGACAGCCUUGGCUUUGGAGGUCGGUGAGCUGGUAAAGGUCACAAAGAUUAACGUGAGUGGUCAGUGGGAAGGAGAAUGUAAUGGCAGACGUGGUCACUUUCCAUUCACACAUGUUCGCCUGCUGGAUCAACAGAAUCCUGACGAGGACUUCAGCUGAGUGUGGCUCAACAGUUGCGCUUACAGAUGGGAACAAUCUCAACUUGUUUUUAUUGCAGAUGCCAUCAAGACUAUGUUCCGACAGAUUUUGAAAGCGGUAUUGCUUGUAUAAGCAUUCUGAUAACCUGCGAACCCCUGGGACUGAACACCACCAUUCCUUAAUCAAGGGUCAUGUAAUUCAGGGUACGACAGUAGAUGACUUGUGUGUCAAGUGGCAGACCUAGUACAUGAUUAUAGGUUGUAAUGCCUGCUUAUGUCCAUGUGCACAGCAGACUGGACCUUGCUAGCAGCAGCAGUUGGAGAAAGCAGUAACGUAGAUGUUACGAAAACAUACGUAGCUCUCUCCGGUCCUAUUGCUUAUGUUGCUUCUUCCUCAGGCAAUGAACGUCAACCUUAGACAAUUCAAUAUAUAGAUAGAAAUGUCACAAAUUUAUCCUGGAGCUUUUUUUUUUUUUAAAUCCUGAAUUCUCUGUCCUAGAAAGGCUAUAAGUACUUUGCAUGGUCAGUUAACUAUGCGCAGUACAUAUUUACAUAGGGCCCGCAGGGGACAGCCUUAUGACGUACAGAUGCUUACCAUUUUAGUGGUAAACAACAGAUCAAAUCAACCUCGGAAUUCUAGAAGUUGUGGACACUAGAUUGAUUUCUUCAGUACUGUUGAUGCUUCAAACAUAGCAGCUGAUUUUAAAUUAAAAUUUCUAUUAACACACCAAUAUCUAUCAACAAAUACAAGGCUUAUGGGAGUGUAAACAUCCGUAUCAGUGCUGAAAAAUGUGUGCAUAGCACUUUAAUGCAUAGCUUUAAAGCAGUGUUUGAUUCACUAAAUAUACUAAAAUAUUGACACUGCUUUACAAUAGAAUUAAAUUAUAUAGGGCCAGUUUAAUUUUUCUAGAAUUCUUCAGUACUCCUAUUUUACAAUACUCUUACAGUACAAAUCAGUGUCAAACAUGGUGAACUGACAAAUCAAAUACUACUUUUAUUUUAAAGUUACUCUGGGGACUCUUCUGGUUUAAUUCCCAUCUGUAAAAAAUUUGAUAGUGAAUUCGUGAGGAUUUUAUUUUUAAUAAACUAAUGGAAAAUA
Messenger RNA from Opisthocomus hoazin, 1896 nucleotides. The record is from RefSeq and is a predicted model, not a curated record. NCBI's taxonomy places the organism in Eukaryota, Metazoa, Chordata, Aves, Opisthocomiformes, Opisthocomidae.